Messenger RNA from Microdochium trichocladiopsis, 1545 nucleotides. RefSeq names its product S-adenosyl-L-methionine-dependent methyltransferase. The coding region runs from base 1 to 1545 and encodes 514 amino acids. NCBI's taxonomy places the organism in Eukaryota, Fungi, Ascomycota, Sordariomycetes, Xylariales, Microdochiaceae. Gene Ontology annotation, cellular component: mitochondrion. Gene Ontology annotation, biological process: mitochondrial respiratory chain complex I assembly. The record is from RefSeq and is a predicted model, not a curated record. The transcript is spliced from 3 exons. Gene Ontology annotation, molecular function: protein-arginine omega-N symmetric methyltransferase activity.
AUGAAGUCGAGCUUGGCCAGGACUUUGCCUGUUGGGGGUCGCAGCCUGCUGCUUCCAUCGAGGCCUGCCACUUCGUUCUUCCUGCGCCCUGGUUGGCGGCGGAGUCUGUCGGUGACGGCCGCCAGACGAGAUGCAGAGAGACAAUGGACGACGCCGCUGGCGAAGCAGCUCACGGAGGCCAUCAAUAUGACCGGACCUGUUCCGUUGGCCAGCUUCAUGCGUAUGUGUCUGACAGCAGACGUUGGAGGCUACUAUACCGGUGCCAUUGAGCAAGGCCGCGACCAGUUUGGGCAGCGGGGUGACUUCAUCACCUCCCCUGAAAUAUCCCAGGUCUUUGGCGAGCUCAUCGGCAUCUGGUUUGUGGCAGAAUGGAUGUCCCAGGGCAAGCCCAAAGCUGUAGAGCUCAUCGAGGUCGGCCCUGGCAGAGGAACCUUGAUGGAUGACAUGUUGCGAACCAUGAAAAACUUUCCCUCGCUUGCCUCAAAUAUCGAGGCAAUCUACAUGGUCGAAGCCAGCAAGGAGCUGCGCGAAGCUCAGAAGAAUUUACUGUGCGGCAAAGACGCUGUCAUGGAGGAAACUAAGGCGGGCUGGCGAUGCACCAGCAAGUAUCUAAACUUGCCCAUCAUCUGGGCAGAGACCAUCAAGGGCGUACCCCAGUCUGCUGAGAAGACUCCCUUCAUUGUUGCGCACGAGUUCUUUGAUGCCCUGCCCAUACAUGCCUUCCAGGUCGUCAACGUUCCCGCGCCCAAGCAGGCCCCGGAAACCGACGCACAACUAUCCGACGCGACAUCAACAGUAUCAGCAAAAGUCCGGGAUGGUUCCAAGAGCACAGGCGGCGGCCUGCAAUGGAGAGAAAUGGUCGUGUCGCCCGUGCCUGAAGGCACCACCCAUGGCGACCUCGGGACACCAAAGUCUGAGCAGCACGCACCCGUGCCUGAGUUUCAGAUGACGCUCAGCCCGUCUGUCACAAGACACUCCAAAUAUCUGCCAGAGAUGUCCCCGCGCUACAAGGCACUCAAGAACACCGAGCACGCGUUGAUCGAGGUCUGCCCAGAUGCCAGCCUCUACGCAUCUGAGUUCGCGACACGCAUCGGGGGAGACGCGAAGCAGCCGAAGCCGAAGCCUAGUGGUGCAGCGUUGAUCCUCGACUAUGGCCCUCUGGACACCAUCCCGCUCAACUCCCUCCGCGGAAUCCGCCAGCACAAGCGCGUGAGCCCGUUCUCAGAACCAGGCCUUGUUGACCUUAGCGUGGACGUCGACUUCAUGGGCAUCGCCGAGGCGGCCCUCAAAGCCAGCGAGGGCGUUGAAGUCCACGGUCCCGUGGACCAGGCGGGCUUCCUCGAAGCCAUGGGCAUCUCGGAGCGUGCAGCCAUGUUGGCGAAGAAGACCAGCCCUGAGCGGGCCAAGGACAUUGAGAGGGCCUGGAAGCGUCUCGUCGAUCGGGGGCCAGGUGGUAUGGGAAAGCUGUACAAAGCUCUCGCUAUCUUGCCCGAGAACGAUGGCAGGCGCAAGCCGGUGGGCUUCGGUGGUGACGUCAGCCCUUGA